Messenger RNA from Scomber scombrus (Atlantic mackerel), 9388 nucleotides. RefSeq lists its product as uncharacterized. The coding region runs from base 136 to 8712 and encodes 2858 amino acids. NCBI's taxonomy places the organism in Eukaryota, Metazoa, Chordata, Actinopteri, Scombriformes, Scombridae. The record is from RefSeq and is a predicted model, not a curated record. The transcript is spliced from 2 exons.
AAUAACAAAUAUUCCAUGUAUGUUUUCCAGGUUUCCAUUCAGAUGUAACGCACAUCAUCCUGGAUCGACCUUGUCCUUGAAUGUUCAAGAAGAGGAUUGGAUAAGGUAAGCCCUAGCCUUGAGUCGUUGCAGAGAAUGGCUCACGGGUGGGAUUCAUACUUCCCUAACCUUCCACCUUUAUCAUCGGAUCCAAGGACUUUGACCAGGACAUCAGAGUCAGAGGGAAGUCUUUCCCACCAUAUAGAGAACUUCAUUGGACAUCAUGACUUUUCCAACACAGCAGCUUCACCUGAAGUCUCUGCAACAAACUCAAACUUUGACACAAACUAUUACUCAAAUCCUAGUACUGGAAAUUCCAGCUCAGACUGUGUUUAUCAAAAAUACUAUAGGGAAACACCAUGGCAAUCUGAUGGAGAACAAACCGUAAAGGACUACCUGCCAAGGUGUGGAAAUAGUGAUAUCUCAGAUUUUGCCAGAGAUGGAUUAACGUCAUCAGGACCUUUUCCUUCAUCUCUUGCAACAGAUUUACAAGGACUUAAGCAGGAUUGUAGAAUGUUAGCUACAUCAUUUCUUGAGGGCUACUCAGAUGUCAGUAGCUGCUCGGAUGCAGAUGUCGUUGAAACAAGGCCCUCUUGUAAAUACAUGACAAGUAAUCCAGUUCCAAAGCCUAAAACAGAUGUUACAACAAAACACAGUUCAUCAGAAUGGCUUUUUACUCAUACUGGAAAUAUGACAUUUCAGACUGAGACUAAUGUGAUUUCACCAAGUUCAUCAAAUGUGAAGGCAAGAGAUAAUGUAGUUGAAUGUGCAAAGGUUGAGAUGAAAAGUCCACGGAAAACUGUCAAAUCUUGCAUAGGACACAAUCAGUCUUCCACCACUUUUAACAUGGUGCCAACUACAGAGAUUGAGACUAGUAAUGCUAGUAAUGACAGUUAUCAGGAUCUGGAACAAAGUGAGGAUGUGAAGAGAGAUCUCACUCAUGGAAAAUAUUCAGACAUAUCAAUAAGUGGCUUGACUGGUGAUGGCCUAGAGGAGCACCCAGAUGAUAAUAAGGGGCAGACUACUGUGACUGUUCCUAUGACAUUUGACAAUGAGCAAUUUCGCUUGGAUGGAAAAGUCCUACGUAAGGAAAUUAAUGAAUCAUUCAAACAAGAAUAUGAGGUUUUUGAUCAUUCCAACUCCACAGAUCUGAGAGGGGAUUAUCAGGACAAAAGUGAGGUCCUAAAAGUUGGAAAUGAGACUUUAGAUGAGCAGAAAACCCCAAAGCCUAAUACAGGUGGUCAAGAUGAAAAUAUGGAAAAAGACUGUCAAGAGAAAGAAAUUCAAUCAAAUACCCAUUCAACUUCAGAUCCACUGGAUAUCAAGGGAUCCGAUUCUAAAGAUGCUAUUUGUGAGCUGAGGGAAUGCGCAAAUACUUUGGAGUGCUACAGUCAAGAUGUUGGAUCCUAUUCGCAGUUAUCGGAGUAUCAGUCUUUGGAAAUUGUUGCUCAGAACAAUACUUAUAGUAGCGCUACUGUGAUUAACGAUGGUCAUUUCAGCAAUGCUAAUGACAAGAACGAGAAAAGUGUUGCUAGUAAUUCAGAAUCCUGUUUACAGCCAAACAGCCCAGGUACACAUGUAAAUCCCCAUCUAGAAAAAGAGUUGACAAGUGCAGCAGAGAGGUCAAAUACAGAUUGUAAUGAUUCUGGUGUCACUUUUGACAGUCUUUCUAUUGAUACUAAUGGCAAGAACCAGCAGGUUGCUAACAAUUUAGAAUCCUGCAAAGACACAAAUCCCUGUCAAGAAAAUGAAUGUGGUGGUCCAACAGUGAAGACGAAGAGCUCUUCUACAGACCCAGAUUGCAGUUGUCCUGCUGUGACCAGUGAGAGUCUUUCUAUUGUUACCAGUGACAAUAAGAAAGAAAGUGUUGUAAGUCAUUUAGAUUCCUGCUUACAGCUAGACCGCUUAAGCACAGGCACAAAUCCCUGUCAAGAAAAGGAAUGGACAAGCCCACCUGAAAAGACAAACACUAAUGCAAGCUCUUCUACAGGCCCAGAAUGUAGUUUGUCUAAUGCUUUAGAAUCCUGCUUACAGCCAAACACCUUAAGCAAAGACAUGCACUCCUGUCUAGAAAAGGAAAAUACAGAUACAACCUCCUCUCUAUAUCAGCAACAGGCACCACAUGAAAGUCCAGUGGCCCUUAGUGGAUAUGUUGUUGACAAUGCAAGAGAGUCAUUUGAAGAGUUGGACACAUCUAAAGAACAGUCAGAGCUGGGUGUGCUGUAUGGUGAACCUCUGUCAAGAGAAGACUCCUCAUGUAACAGUGAUGAAGCAAAUCUUGACACAAGUCAAUGUGAAGAAACAUCUUUGGCCGGACCUGACAGUGACAGCAUGAACCAUUCAAAAAGUCAAGCACGUCCACUAAAAUCCUCUAUACAAAUGAAAAAACGUCUGCAGCCCGUUGUAAUAAUGGAGACCGCAGAGUCAGCAAAUGCAAUGAGUAACUCAUAUCAUUGCGCAAGUUGCCAACACACAACACUCAGUGUAGAACAUCUAAUUGAACACCACCAUUGUUGCCAUUCAGUGCACAAUUUCCAUUUCUGCAAGACUUGUAAUCUGUACCUGAUGAGUACUGAACAAGCAGAGGAGCAUGUGUGUGGUGUAGCCAAAGAAAGGCCUCAGCUUUCUUGGGAUCCUAGCUUACAGAAGAAAAGAAAACACCACGGCCGUCACAGGUGCGUGAGGUGUGGACUCAUAUUUUCAAAACUGGUUCAGUAUGUCAAGCAUAUGCGGAGUCACACUGGCAAAACACCCUAUAAGUGUAAUGCAUGUGGAUUAUAUUUUUCACAGAAUUGUUCCCUGCAUAGACACAAACGUAUUCCUGGUAGAUGCAAGCACUCAAAACUCACAAGUCCAGAAACAAAUGCUGAUGAUGGUAUCAGUGAAAAUAAAACGUCACCAAAAAAGGACUUGUUGCAGAAGAGACAGCAUGCAAAUCUGCCUGAAUGUUACGUUAAGCUUGUUGAUAUCUCCAAAACUAAUCUUUGUAGUUUUUGUGGUAAAAGCUUCCUAACUGCAAAGAAGGCCAAAAAGCACAUCUACAACAUACACAAGGGAAAGAGUUCAACAUUUUCAUCAAGUCAGUAUGCAACAAAAAUCAGUGGUGAGAAAACUGAAAAAGUAGAGAAUGAGCCAAGUAAAUAUAAAUGUCCUCUUUGUCCACGGCUUUUCAAGUACUCCUACAACAGGGCUCGACAUUUGCGUGACUGUGUCAGAGAUGCAAUAUAUGGAGGAAAGAAUAAAGUUGGCAAUAAAUAUCAGUGUCCCUUGUGCAACGCCACCUUCACAUUACCAUCAAACAGAUUUAGACAUAUUAAGACCUCUUGCCUCAAAGAAUGCCUUAAUCGGCUUGCAAAAGAAAAGGCAAAAUUAAGGAAAAAUGUUGGACAGAAAAAAACAGCGGAAAUUGAUCAGGAAAAUCAAGCAAAGGAGGUGGAGUUGAGAAAACAGUCAAAGGAAAAUGAACAGAAAAUACAAGAAUCCCCAUCUUUAACAGCACCGAAGACUAUACCACUUUACAAAUGCAAUCUUUGUCCAGCGGUUUUUUGUCAUGCUUCUGGAAAGUAUAGACAUAUGAAGAAACAUGAGUUGUUUAAACUCACUGGCAAAAUGUUCAAGUACAGGAAUUCAGUUUUCUCUACCAUGUCUAAGCUAACAACUUCAAGUAGUGCAAUGACAGAAGAGAGUAAGGAUAACUUGAAAUCCACUGAAGCAAAGAGCAAUCUUUCCCUGAGCUGUCAUUUUUGUGGAAAAUGUUUCAGCACUUCACAGUCACUGAAGAAACAUGAACGCAAUCACAGAGGUGAAAGACCAUACCGCUGCCUGGACUGUGGAAAAGGAUUUAAGAAACGUGCCCACCUGAUUGGCCAUAAAAUUGUUCACCAGAGGAGGAUACAGUGCACAGUUUGCAGAAAGGUUCUCCUAAAUAUUGGAGAACUCAUCCAGCACAGAAACUCGCAUCAAAAAAGAGGAAAGCUUCAAUGCCCAGACUGUCCUUUGCAGUUUCAGUAUCCUGCACAUCUCCUUAGACAUCUAGACGGCCACAAAAAGACAGAGAACAAGACACUUCAUUCUGAAGAGGGACCACCAUUAAAACAACAGCACUCAUUGGAGUCUGUGAAAGAGACUGAACCAAAACAGCUGCAGUGUUCCUUAUGCAAAGAAGUAUUUAAUAACGCCCAGUUGCUAAGAAGACAUUGUCUUACACACAUAUCCUCCUCAUGCCAGUGUCCAUUUUGCAAACAUAAUUUCACUACCCGCCGUUAUUUGCUGCGCCACAUGAUCAAACAUACUGGAGACAAACCUUUUUCCUGCACUUACUGUGGAAAACAGUUUUACCGUGAUUUGUACCUCAAACUUCACCACGAGAAGUGUUUGCCGAGGCAAGUCAGACAUCUUGUCACAGUGGAAUCAGACACUAAGACAAAGAGACCAUAUCAUUGUACUUACUGUUCACGGGCCUUUUCAAAGAAAGACCGCCUGAAAAGUCAUCACCGUGGCCAUAAGUCAAACACUCUGCUCCUUUGCUCAAGAUGUGGGCAGUACUAUGGAUUUAGGAAAUUAAAUCAACAUCAGCAGAACUGCGUAGGGGCAUUAGAGCCCAACGCUGUGUCAUCAUCCUCUAAAAGUGAUUUUAGUAAACGUACUUCACAGAAAACUCAGAAUGUCCAUAAAAUGCCUUCACAGUCUAAUGCAACCAAGAUGCUUCACUUUAAAUGCCCUCACUGUCCGCAGAGGUUCAGGUUCAGAUCAGUACUUUUGAGACAUAUUGUUUCACAUACUGGUGUUCAACCCUAUGCUUGUAUGCACUGUGGCCACAGAUAUAGCAGUCAGACAAUGUGUUUGCAGCAUGAAGCUUUCUGUAAUGGUGUUUACAAAGAGGGACAGUCAAAAGUCAAAAAUGAUGCUGCAACAGAAUUGUCAAGCAUGCCCAAUCUCAGAGAGGCAGCACAGAAGCCCCAAGCAGAGGGUGAAGUUGAGUACAAGUGCAAAUUCUGCACUAAGACUUUCAUGAAAUCACGAUCCCUGAGACGUCACAUUUUGACACAUAAUGAGGCAAAGCCAUACCGUUGUAAAUCUUGUGACUGCUGCUUUACAAGGUACGAUUAUCUUAAAGUACAUCAGACCCGUUGUAAAGGGAAAAGAUCACGAUUGGAAGUUUGUAUACCUAAAAUCAGUUUGGAUGAUGUUGGCAAAGGUUGGCAAAAUAAGUUUGGCAGUGAGCCUGUCGACCAGCAGGAGACUUUUGAGUGUAAUGUCUGUUCAAGGAACUUUUCCACUCAGUCUAAACUGUCUCGACAUGUCACGAUGUUCCAUGUUGCAAAAUUAUUCAAGUGCUCACGUUGUGGCUCAUCUUUUUCUCAUGAAAAAUCUCUGAAAAAGCAUAGGAAGAUUAACAGGUGCAGAAAGGUCUCCACAGAAAGUAAUUCUUCUCUACCACAAGAAACAAAUCCACCAUCAGAAAAUGUGAAGACACUGCCUCAUGGGGUGAGAGAUAGAGUUCUACAGAGGGCCCAGCCUCGCUUUAACAAAAAGUACAAAUAUGUUUGUAGUUAUUGCCCCCGUGCUUUUGGAAGCCAUUCGCAAUUAGGUGUGCACAUCCGCCUGCACACAGGAGAGAAGCCAUAUGCCUGUGAUUAUUGUGGUGAGAGAUUUAUAAGGAAGGAUUAUGUGCAGCGUCAUUUUGUGAAGUGCACCAAGAAACAAGAGCAAAAGAAAGUGCUUUGUGACAGAUGUGGUGGAUUUUUCUCUAAAGUCAAGCUUGAAAAUCACAAAAAAAGUUGCACUUUAAAACCUAACUCGGCCAAAUCAACAGUUUGCCAACAGACGACAUCUCAAAGCCCACCAAAGGGCUUUUCUUGUGCAUACUGUAGUUCCCGUUUUUUGCUAUUUUCACAGCUCCAAGAGCAUUUUUUAAAUGCACACAAACUUGAAACAAUGGUUCCACCAGUGUCUACAGCUCCUCUACAAUACCAUCUUUCAAAUAUACCAAGCAUUAAAGAAGAGCCUUUGGAUGAGAGAUGUGAUGAACGGCUUAGUGAUGGCGCCAAUGUAAUCUGCAAACUAGAUACAGCCCUUGAUAGUGAGGUUUCCAAACCAUUUGUCUGUCCAGAGUGCAAUGUGUCCUUUGCAAGUAAAGCUGGACUAAUUGGUCAUCUGCGUGUACAUGCAAUGGAUCACCCUUUCAAAUGUAAAACAUGCAAGAAAGGCUUUUGGAAUAAAAGCCUUCUCCGUAAUCACAACAGGAAAUGUAGAUUUGGACAUUUCUCAGCAGGGAGUACCCCCCAGCAGUUGGAAGUCCCUUUGAAAGCAGAGAUUGAUUUUGCACUGACUGACUCUGUUCUAGUGUUCAGCGAAGGUUCAAAAACAACAGGCACUGGGGUUUUACAGACCAACUUCUCUUGCAAAGAUGAUUCGAUGGACGAAUCCUCACAAAGUUCAGACGGAAAUCAGGUGCAAAGCAACUCAAGUAGGGAGAAGUACCAAUGCUCAGAAUGUGAUAUGAGCUUCACAGAUGGCUUGAUGCUUAUUAGUCACCUUGAAGACCAUGGAAGAAGAGAGCAAGAGAAAAAGCGCAAUACAUGUAGUAAGUGUGGGCGAGUGUGCUCCAGUCAAGGAAAUCUUGAAAAGCACAUGAAGUUGCAUGGUAUUAAUAAGAAAUACUCUUGCCCUGACUGCUCUAAGAUGGUUUACACCGUAACUGAUCUUGAAAUCCACAGAACCUGUCAUGACCCAAAUAGACCCUAUUCUUGUAAACUGUGUAAUCAUAGGUUCUGGACAAGACAGUCUUUAUGCAAUCAUUACAGUGAAGAACAUCCAAAUGAUGUAUUUACUUGUCGUUUCUGUAACAAGACCUACUCAGUCAAAAAAUCCCUUGCAAGACACUACAGAAAAUGGCAUCAAAAAGAGCAGAAGGAUCUUGAGAGUACUGUACAGGAAAAGGGCAGCACUGAACAACAGUCCAGCAGUCAAGUCAGUACAGCUGGAGAAAGUGAUGAGGAUGAAAAUAAUAGAAGUAAUGAUAGCGAUUCAGACUCUGCACCAUACUUCCCAUGCCAUGUGUGUGGCAAGACAUUCCCAACAUCAGAAAGCCUUGAGGAUCAUCAGCGAUGUCACUUGGGUGAAAAACCACAUGAAUGUGCAGAAUGUGGUAAAUGUUUUUUCCAGGCCUCCCAGUUGCAGCAGCAUCAGCGAAUGCACAAGUCAGAAUUUCAGUGUCAGACUUGUGGAAGGGGUUUUGUCUCUCUCUUUGCAUUGCGCAAGCAUAAACACACUCAUGGCAAGAGCCGUCCUUAUCGUUGUUCCAAGUGUCACCUCAGCUUCACAGGACUCUCACAGUUAGCAGAACACAUGUCUACCCACCGUGAAGAGAACUUUCCAUGUGACAUAUGCAAUCACGUGUUUCCCUCCAAGAGUAGUAGAGCUGAGCAUCGGAAAAGCCACUCUGUGUCACGUGACCGUGUCCCUACUUUAAUUUCAACAGGAGAACAGUCUGCUUCACUCUUUGAAAGUUCAUCACUAUUCACCAAAGAACUUAAAUAUCGCUGUGGUGUUUGUAGUGAGCGUUUCAAAGACCCAGAAGAGCUCUCAGAGCAUGGGUGCAUGGCAGCCAAAGAGCGACCAUACUCCUGUUCAGACUGCCAUAAAUAUUUCCUGCAUUCAUCUCACCUGAAAAAACACAGGACCACCCAUCAGCUAUCAUCAUCUACCAGCGAAUAUCCAUGUAAUCAAUGCAACAGUAGUUUUUCCUCUCCUCACCACUUCCUCAGCCAUCUUAAGAGCCAUAAUAGUGCUACUGCUGCAGAAGUUAAAGGUAACACCGAAGUUAAAGAUGAAGGAUCUUCACAUGGUUUCAUAUGUCCUGUUUGCCACCAGUGUUUCCUCAGUGCCGUUGAACUGAUGCAUCAUUUCCCCAUACAUCCUGACAAUGCAUUGAAAUGCAAAAUCUGUAAAAUGAUAUUUUCCUCUGCAAGCAAGCUUGAAGAACAUGAGCGCUGCCAUCUGACAUCAGGUACUGAAUUAGAAUGCGCCAAGUGUGGCCAGAGCUUUUUGGGAAGUGAAGCUUUCCUCCAGCACCACUGCUCCCGUCAACAGCAUGCCAUAAUGGAGACUGGAUAUUCAAAGCCAUCAAUCAAGACACCCUCUCCAACUUGUUACCAAGCUGCAGGAGAAGAGGAAGAAAUUGAUGUCAUUGGAGAGGACUUGUACAAUUGCCCUGUUUGCUCAAUGCAAUUCUCCUCAAAAAGUGGCCUGUUGGAGCAUCAAAAUAAACGCCACCCCCAUGGAAAGCCAUUCAAAUGUGAGCUUUGUGGAAAAACAUUUGCCGUGAGGCGAUAUCUUAGAGAGCAUGAGCGAAGACACCGGCAAAAACUGGCUGCUGAAAACACAGCCAACUUGGCCGAAAACAAGUUCAACAAGUGCACCCAGUGCCUCUCUGCGUUCAACACUGCUCAAGAGCUUUCUUUGCAUAUGAGAAUGCAUGCUGAGCAAGAAGUUGGAGAGUACCGUUGUGAUAUGUGCUACAAGUCAUUCAGCAAGUGGUCUCUUCUGAAGCAGCAUCAAGAAAGUCAUGUUGGCCAAGUUGUAUAUGAAUGCACAGAAUGUGACAAAGCCUUUGCUUUUCCUCACCUACUGGAGGAGCAUCAGUUGACUCAUGCUGGGUCCUCUCACUAACGGUUGUUACCUACCAUCUACCUUAUGUUCCCUUUUUUGUUACUAAAGUAACUUGAAAUCCCUUUCAUGCCUCACAUCUGACUGCGUACUUCCACCUGUAAUCACAAUUUAGAUCCAAUUUGUAUUUUUGGCCCUUGUUACAGAAUUACAAAGCUCUUUGCUCAUGUCGUGACAAAGCAUAUUCUCCCGCGUUUCUAUUGAGAUUGUAUAUAUUGUUAGCUCUAGUAAUGGAAUUUGUAUACAAAUAAUUAGCCACAUAGUUUCUUGAUGGUGUUUAAAUGUAUGACCUCAUACAAAAUUGUUUAAAGCUGUUUAAUAUUCUAUGUGAUGAAUACAGACAAAGCAUGAUGGGAUAAGGUCUUUAUAAAAUACCUUGAAUAAAGGUUCGAAUAUUUGAUCAAACAUGAUCAUUGAUCAUAUUUUGGAAUAGUUUUUAGUCAGCUUUGUUGGCAAUAUGUAAAAUAGACUUCAAACUGGUAAUCUUAAAAUCUUUUUUUCUAUAUUUUACUGUAGAUAAUUUUGUAAUUUUCGGUUAAUAAUUUUUGUGUUUAUUAUGGGUUGCAUUUUUUGAUAUUGAUAAGUAUCUUGUCUGAACAUUUGAAAAAUGUUCUAACUGAAUAUUCUUUUCACAAUAAGAUGUUAAGUUUUCUUAAGAAAGUUGUGUUGAUGCAUUCGA